AAACGAGCGCCACCAUCAGAGGGAACACCACCGCUGCACUAAUCUCGCUCGAAUCCACCAGCAAUGGCCAUGGCGGCCGCGAGCCUCGGCGGCGCACUGGGCUUCCUCACCCCACGCCGCCGCAGCAUAUCCUUCGCCGCUCCCGGAGGAGCGCGGAGGAGGCCGCCGCUGGCGGUGGUGCGGGCGGCCUCGUACGAGGCGGGCGUCGGGGUGAUGGCGACCAAGGUGGGGAUGAUGACCUACUUCGACCCGUCCAAUGGGAAGCCCGUGCCGGUCACGGUGGUCGGGUUCCGGGACGGCGGGAACGUGGUGACGCAGGUGAAGACAGCCGCCACCGACGGCUACGACUCCGUGCAGGUCGGCUACCACGGCGUGCGCGAGGACAAGCUCACCCGCCCGGAGCUGGGCCACCUCGGCAAGGCGGGCGCGCCGGCUCUGCGCCACCUGCAGGAGUUCCGGCUGGUGGCCGUCGACGCCUUCGACCCCGGCCAGGAGCUCGAGUUCAACGAGCUCUUCAAGGAGGGCGACCUCGUCGACGUCUCCGCCAAAUCCAUCGGAAAGGGGUUCCAAGGUGGAAUUAAGAGGCACAACUUCAAGCGUGGUCUGAUGACUCACGGUUCCAAGAGUCACAGAGCCCUAGGUUCGAUCGGUGCGGGGACUACCCCGGGGCGGGUCUACAAGGGGAAGAAGAUGCCCGGGAGGAUGGGUGGAAAGAAGACCAAGAUCAGGAAGCUCAAGAUCGUCAGAAUCGAUAACGAUCUUAAAGUUGUGAUGAUCAAGGGAGCCAUUCCUGGGAAGCAAGGGAACCUUCUCCGCAUCACGCCUGCCAAGAUUGUUGGCAAGAACAUCCCCAAGAGCUAGAUAGAUGAUGUUUUCCAUCCUGUUAAGAGUUUAUUUGUUUUUACCUUGUUACUGGAUGUGUUGUAUUCUGAGGUCCAGGUUUUGUAUGCAUGCAAUUUCAGUUUUUCUAACGCUAA
Messenger RNA from Lolium rigidum, 977 nucleotides. Its product is annotated as 50S ribosomal protein L3, chloroplastic-like. The record is from RefSeq and is a predicted model, not a curated record. The coding region runs from base 64 to 861 and encodes 265 amino acids. Gene Ontology annotation, biological process: translation. The transcript is spliced from 2 exons. NCBI's taxonomy places the organism in Eukaryota, Viridiplantae, Streptophyta, Magnoliopsida, Poales, Poaceae. Gene Ontology annotation, cellular component: ribosome; chloroplast envelope. Gene Ontology annotation, molecular function: structural constituent of ribosome.